AUGCAAGCACAAUCAUGCAGUGAGAUCUGCAUGCUAGAAAUUAUAGUUCAGUUCACUCCGCAUUUCCAUAAGGCGUUCACGGGUGGUAAUCUGGACCCCCGCUUCCUCGACUAUCUUACGGAAUCAUAUACCGGAGUCGCUCAGGCAUGCCCUAACUCAAACCCCGGCAUCACCCUGAACACCCGCGCCACUGACUCGUGCAUUGAAUUUGAGCUUCUCGAGGUCCCUUGUGAUAUUCGUUCAGAUGAGAAUAACUGUAUCUGGAAGAACAGCAAGAAUCAAUGUUGCAACGGCGGCAUUGACUGCAGCUCCACAUCCGAGCAGACUCUCCCUGCCGCCGCCGACCACGCCGACCACGACCACCACGAUGACGACGACGAGGAGGAGGAUAUCUACGACGAGCUUUAG
This is a messenger RNA of Penicillium concentricum, 408 nucleotides long. RefSeq names its product cysteine-rich secreted protein. Lineage: Eukaryota; Fungi; Ascomycota; Eurotiomycetes; Eurotiales; Aspergillaceae. The record is from RefSeq and is a predicted model, not a curated record. The coding region runs from base 1 to 408 and encodes 135 amino acids. The transcript is spliced from 3 exons.